Molecule: messenger RNA, 3448 nt
Organism: Ricinus communis (castor bean)
Lineage: Eukaryota; Viridiplantae; Streptophyta; Magnoliopsida; Malpighiales; Euphorbiaceae
Product: U-box domain-containing protein 5
Exons: 6
Coding region: 779-3025 (748 amino acids)
Biological process (GO): protein ubiquitination
Cellular component (GO): cytoplasm; nucleus
Molecular function (GO): protein binding; ubiquitin-protein transferase activity
Source: RefSeq, a predicted model, not a curated record
GUUGAACGUUCAAUAGAGUCUGCGCCAACGACUUUCUUUAUCAGUCAGGUCAAUUUCACCAGUAUUUGCUCCAACAAUCAUCAUAACCCACUUGUAGAUUUUUGGUUUUUAAGGCAAAAUAAUCAGAAUCUGCGAUGGAAAAUCAUGACAGCCAUCACAGCCUUGUGACUGGACAUGCCAUUUACUGCUUCUCAUGGCUGCUUUCUGUUUCUCAUGACAACUAGGAAAUUUUAGUAGUUAAUUGUGUGUAGUGCUUAUGCAGCUAGUUGACGGGUCUUUCUCUCUCUUUCUUUGCUUUUUCGGCUAGCCCUUUUGUUUAAAUUAUUAGAUUAGCUUUACUUUUCUUCUUUCCGUGGAAAGACUUUGUUGUCCAGAGAAUCACUGUGCUUACUCUGGUGUGCUUUUAUGGGCUUACGGGCAUAAUUCACUCCUCUUAUUGUUCUUGUAUGAAAAUCAAUUCUGGGUGCUUAUCAGCGUUCUGUUCUGGUUUCAUUGGCGGGAAUUUUUCCUUUGUUAUCUUAUAUGAGAAAGAAGAAUUAUGUUCAUAGAUUCUCUGUAUUGCUCAGCAGUCAGCACCAUCAUCAUAUAAAGAUUCUCUUUACUUUGGCAACUUGGAUUUUGCUUGUAGUUGGGUUCACUUUGGAUGCCAUUCUGUUGGCUUUAGACCUCAAUUGUCCAUCUCUGGUAGUUCUAGCCAGUGUUUUUUGAAGGAAUUUUGAUGAUUUAAGAGAUAUUUGUGCAGAUAGGGAUUUAGUAGACCCUGCAUUCUUCUUUCUGAAUGGGGACUGAUGCAGUGGAGACGCUGCCAUAUUAUUAUACCUUUAAGGUGCAUCAUUCAAUGUGCAUGGAAUUAAUGAAAUUAGUUGAUAGAAUUGAAAAAGUAUUUCCAGAAGUUGAAGCAGCUCGGCCACGCUGUUCAUCAGGAAUUCAGUCACUAUGUUUAUUAAAUGGCACAAUUGAGAAAGCCAGGCAAAUUCUUUGGCACUGUUGUGAAUCUAGUAAGCUAUAUUUGGUAAUAACUGGGGAUGUGAUAGUCUCAAGAUGUCAAAGAUCAAGAAAAUACUUUGAACAAAGUUUAGGUCAAAUUCAAGCUAUGGUUCCAACUAUGUUAUCUGCUGAGAUUUCUCAAAUUAUUGAUGAUCUAAAUGCAGCAACAUUUACGUUGGACUCUUGUGAUGAAGUGGCUGGUAGGGCUGUACGCGAAUUGAUUCAGCAGGGCACUUCUGCAUCUGAUUCAGUGGAUGGUUCUGAAAUCAAAGCACUUCGAAUUGCAGCUUCAAGGCUUCAUAUUACAUCCCCAAAGGCCAUAUUAAUAGAGAAGAGAUCUAUUAAAAAGCUGUUAGAUAAAGUUGGAGACAAUGACCCUACCAAACGGAAAAUCUUAAGGUACCUUCUAUAUCUGCUGAAGAAAUACGGAAAUUUGAUUAUGGAAGAGCAAAUAGAGAAUCCCAAACCUCAGCAUGAAGGAUCGGUUGCACUUAUGGACUCUACCAGCACAUCUGUAAAUAAUCCAUCUGUUGCAAUAGAGUUUGAAUUAGGACUUAAGCAGUCUGGGGUUGCAACAGACAUUCUAACUGGAUGUACACCUCCUGAGGAAUUUAAAUGCCCCAUAUCUAUGAGAGUGAUGUAUGAUCCUGUUGUCAUUGCUUCUGGAGAAACAUUUGAAAGGAUGUGGAUACGGAAGUGGUUUAAUGAUGGUAACAUUACGUGUCCAAAAACAAAAGUGAAACUGCCCCAUCACUUGUUGACUCCAAACACAGCCAUGAAAGACCUGAUAUCAAAGUGGUGCGAAAGGUAUAGAAUCACAAUCUCUGACCCAAGUAUUCAAGAAUAUCAUACAUUGGACAUAUCGUCUACAUCCAUUGCUAGCUUAGGCAAUUCUAUGAAUGAUAUACAUCUUCCACUGGAUAUCAGCAAUAUGUCACUUGGGUCUUUAGAUGCUAGUUACAGUUCAGAUUCACGCAAUAAGGUUGCAGAUGGGUCUAGCUUGAUGUUGAUACGGGAAACUGAUGAUUGCCAUAGAUUCCAGUCUAAUGCUUGUGUACAUGAGACAGAUUCAGGGAAUUUAACUAGACUUUCUGAGCUUCAAUGGGACUCCCAAAGUAAAAUGGUUGAAUACGUAAAAAAGUAUUUGCAAUACAACGAUCAAGCUUAUCAUUCUUUGUCAUUUGAGAAUUUUGUUGGACCUCUCAUUAGAUAUUUGAGGGAUGCUCAUGACCAACAUGAUGUUAAAGCUCAAAAAGCUGGAUCUGAAUUGUUACUUGCUUUUGUGAGUAAAAACAGAAGUGGAAUGGCAUACUUGCAUGAAGAGGCAUUUAGUCUGUUGGUGUCUUUCCUUGAUUCUGAAGUAGUUGAAGAGGCUCUUGCCAUUCUGGAAGUGUUGUCCAGCCAUCCAUAUUGCAGAUCUAAAAUCACAGAAUCCGGUGCUCUUGUGCCUAUCCUAAAGAUCCUCGAACAGAUCAAAGACUUCCAGGAAAAAGCCAUUAAGAUUCUGCAUAAUUUGUCCUCAAACUCUGAUGUUUGCUCCCAAAUUGUCUAUUUGGAGUGCAUCCCAAAAUUAGUUCCUUUCAUAAAUGAUGGCAGUACUGCAAAAUAUUCUAUAGUUCUACUUAGAAAUUUGUGUGAUAUUGAAGAGGCGAGGAUUUCUGUCGCUGAAACAAAUGGAUGCAUUGCUUCCAUUUCUGAACUACUUGAGAGUGGAAGUCGUGAAGAACAGGAGCAUGCAGUGGUCAUACUUCUUUCUCUAUGCUCUCAGCGUGUUCAAUAUUGUAAGUUGGUCAUGGAUGAAGGUGUUAUUCCUUCCCUAGUUGAUAUAUCCAUCAAUGGGAAUGAGAAAGGGAAGGCAAUUGCUCUAGAAUUGCUUCGACAACUAAGGGACAUUGAAGUGGGCGAAAAGCAAGAACCCGCUGUACCUGAUCUUGGUGGCAGUAGAGGUGCAAACCAACAAUGUAAAGAAAAGAAAUCAUCUCAUAAGACAUCUGGUGGAAUUUUCAAGUUUUCGUUGUUUUCGAAGUUCAAAAGAUGACAAUAAGAUCUGUGUUUUUGCUUUAUUUCAACUCCGCGGUGACUCAGGAUCUUUUCUUGUCAAGCCAAAAAACUACACGUCUAUCCUGGAACAGCCAGGUGAAAUCUCUGUGACUCACUUUCUUUUUGUGGGCUAUGGUGCUUAUCUGGAAUGAGGCAGUGAUAUAUCAUAUUUGUAGCUGUAGAUGCAGUUGAAUUAGUAAGUAGGUGGUUGUUUUUCUCUAACACUGAUCUGUAACAUGUAGAAACUUUAGCUUUGAUAAUUCUUAUUCUUUCCAAGUAAUGCAUCUGCUGCUGCUAUGUAAUGUAGUUACAGAAUUGUAUAGUUAGUUAAGUUUGAUGUAUUAUUGGCAUUUCCAAGUUGAUAGUCGGGAAUUUGGCAUUCUUUUCUUUGUAAUCUGUAGUAGUAUUAUUAUUUUGUGAA